This is a messenger RNA of Cooperia oncophora, 387 nucleotides long. The record is from the annotation of a GenBank genome assembly. NCBI's taxonomy places the organism in Eukaryota, Metazoa, Nematoda, Chromadorea, Rhabditida, Trichostrongylidae.
AUGGAAGAAUUCCCUCUGAAUGGAGGAUUCGACCCAGAAGACCCUCAUGAUGGACUAUUGACGUCUAAGGAGUGGCCCCCAGGAAGCUUUGAACGUCUGGACAGACAGCAGUCAGGUGUAGGUAAGACUUCGGGUCAUCCUGGGGAAAGGCCGACGAAUGGUUUUGAUGAUAACGAAGCAGACAUUGGAGAAGGACCCAAUUCGCUAUGGGGUGAACAACCGAACUACGGCAGAAGUGGGUCCUCACUCAAAUCCGUUGUGGACUCUGAAUUUUCAAAGGCUGACAGCCCGUGCUGUCCUUGUUGUCGAAGCUCUUCUGACCAGCCUGAUUUCGACAUCGGCCCAGGGGGACGGUAUUUCGGUUCAGCGCAUACAGGAAUAGCGUAA